This is a messenger RNA of Paramuricea clavata, 2266 nucleotides long. The record is from the annotation of a GenBank genome assembly. Lineage: Eukaryota; Metazoa; Cnidaria; Anthozoa; Malacalcyonacea; Plexauridae.
AUGAAGGACGCCGUCAGUAACAUUUUAGAGCAAUUUAAUAAUCGUUUUGGUAAAUACCCAAAAUUCGCCCAGUUUGAUCAAGGCACAGAGUUCUACAACAAAGAAGUAAAGUCAUUGCUCAAUAAACAUAACAUUGAAUUUUUCUCUACUUACUCAGACAAGAAGGCCGCAGUUGUGGAAAGAUUUAACAGAACACUGAAAGCUCUAAUGUGGAAAUACUUUUACAGUGCCAGUACAUAUAAAUGGUUAGACGUCCUUCAGGACUUAACUGAUAAUUACAACAGUUCAGUGAACAGAUCAAUUAAAACAACACCAGACAGUGUAAAUGAGUCCAACUGGACUAAAGUAUGGCAGACACUUUUUAGUCACAAUUUAGGCAAGCCGUCAGAACCAAAGUUUGCUGUCGGAGAAAGUGUUAUAAUCUCGAAGUACAAAUCAGUGUUCACAAAAGGGUACGAAGCAAAUUUUACGGAGGAGUUAUUCACUGUGACGGAAGUGUAUCACGGCCAUCCAAACACGUAUACAAUAAAAGACAGUGCUGAUGAACCAAUAAUUGGCAGAUUCUAUGAACAAGAACUGUAUAGCGCUGAAGGAAGAGAACCUGAUUUCAGAAUAGAGAAAGUAAUAAGAAGAAGAACAUUGAAGGGUAAAAAGAUGGCUCUCAUUAAGUGGUUAGGUUAUGAUGACAAAUUUAACAGUUGGAUACCAGCUGGAGACAUCAAGUCCCUAACAUAAGUUAAAGUAUUAUGGAGGACUACGAUGACCACGAUGAUAUUGAGUUGGAGGAGACGGAAAAAAGUUAUCCUCAAUAUGAUGACCUCAAUUAUGAUGACCUAACGACAGCCUUUAAUGAGUUAGAUACAAGGGUGAAGGAUGAGGCUAUGUAUGGUAAUGAUCCUAUAGUGAUAACCAAUCUUAAAAGUGAACUGGACUAUGUAAAGAGUCUCAUGAGGUCACGAGAAAUAGUUAACAGAAUUACAGAAUCCUUAGAGGAAAUCGCAAGACUUAAAGAGCAGGAAACAACUUUCACCGAAGGAAAUGAUGGUACAGUAAACAUUUCAGGUCCAUCAGGAAGCACGACCGCCCCAGGAGUAGAUUUCGUAGAAGACCCAAACAACUCACUUCCAGAUGUUCUAGAUGCAUUCGACGAAUCAUUUGACACUAACUGGGAUGAAAUAGAAGCCCGCCUGGAGAAACUGAAAAAGUUCUCAAAAGACAGGCUCACAGCAAGUAAAAAGAGAGAUUUUGAAAAUCAAGUAGAGCGUGUUCAAGCUGUCGCAAGAGUUAUCAAAAAUAAGGAGGGACUAGUACUAGACCCAAAGAAUAAAUAUGUCAGGGAACUCAUAAAACGAUCAUCUGUAAGAACACUCAAGGAUGGCAUGGAGGUGUUGGUAUUUAGAAGUGAACAAGGUAUUGACAAAAGUGGCACACAAAUAAUGAAACGUGGUAAGACCAGAAACCUGUGUACUCAAAGGACUCACUUGCAUUGAGAGAAUACAAGGACCUUCUAAAGAAAAUCAAAGAGGUACCUACGGAUCCUGACGCUAGAAUUACAAGUGAUGAGGAUACCAGAGAAGAGCCGCAAUUUGAUACCAGUGACGAGGAAUACGCUGACCGUGAGAACAUUGAGUUAAUAGAUAUAAGUGCAAAAUUAGGAGACCUUCCAGGGCUAACAAUGCAAGAAAACAAUGAACUGAGAGGUGUUCUUAACCCACCUGAUGGAUCAAGCAUAGAAGGCAGAACAGGUCCCAAUGGAGCGUUACAAGUCCAGGCUGACUACUUUAAUGAAGCUAUUGGUGAAACCGUGGAACGUGCCACCUCUGCGGAAGGUACAACUGAGUACAAUUCCCUCCUAGAAAGAAUUGACAGUUUGAAGGAAGCUAGAGAUAGGACACUAGAGCAGAGAACAGUAGAGGAGGCAAGAGAGGCACAACUAAAGGACAUUUCUAGAUUACGCAAGUUUGUGAAAUGGUUAGGGGAGGAAAAGGUGGGUCUAACUGGAAUAGCAAUAUCAACAGCAGGUCUAAUAACAACUCUUCUUGUACAUGCUAGGGGAGCUAUUGUAAAGACGGCAAAGGUCACUGGUAAAGUAGCAAAAGCAUUAGCAAAUUUAGCAAAGAAAGCAGGGCCAAUCCUAGUUCCAAUCCUGAACGCAAUUGCGACUGCGCUAUCAUGGGGAGCCAAAGGAAUUGCCUGGUUAGCGUCACACUUAUGGGUAUUAGCUGUAACUGCUGCCUUAAUUGUGUACAACUAUUAUAGUAAGUAA